Messenger RNA from Postia placenta MAD-698-R-SB12, 876 nucleotides. RefSeq lists its product as hypothetical. The coding region runs from base 1 to 876 and encodes 291 amino acids. The record is from RefSeq and is a predicted model, not a curated record. NCBI's taxonomy places the organism in Eukaryota, Fungi, Basidiomycota, Agaricomycetes, Polyporales, Adustoporiaceae. The transcript is spliced from 8 exons.
AUGAUCAGGCAGCUGUAUGAGACUGCUUUUUUGCGACUCGAGCCUGCGUCCUUUCAUUACUGCGGGGGCCUUGUUAUACGCACUGCAGUCACUUUCUCGGUUGUCCUUGCGCUCUGUGCAGACCACCCGUCCUUAUGGAACAUAGUGGGUUUCCAAAGGCUAGGCACUUUCGAUAUUGUCCUGGGCUCGAUAUACGCAGCGACAUGCGGGAUGUGUUUAUUCGGUGUUAUAGCGGUCUCGCUCCAACGAUUGUGGAUGGCAUGGCUAUAUGCCCGGUUGAGUGUUGUGAGCGCGCUGGCAAUCACAGGAACGGACCUAUUCAGGGUCAUCAACGAGCUCUUAGACGAGUGCGCCAAGAUCGCUCAGAGCAAGACAGUCAUUAAGUGGAUACUCACGAUGGCGAAGCUCGGCCUUUCCGAGGCAACCACAAACUGCCGCAACAAAUGGAGCUAUGGCUCUACCCUCGAGAUCAUCACAUUAAUCUUUGUUGCUAUCGGCGUUUCCUGUCACAGUUUGCUCGUCUUCGCCUGGUCAAAUGAGCUGCACGAGGCAGCUAUGUGGGCCAGACUCAUGCGCCCUCUCGCGACCAAACCGCCGCGCCCCUCCGGCGGCGAGGAUGCCCACCCCGCACACGACAAACCACCGUUGCCCGCUUACAACGCGCGGCAGUGUGCACAGCCUCACGGCGCGCCGCCUGCAUACGACGGGCACGACGACAGCGACGACGUGAAGCUGUACAACGAUGCAAAGCCGCCGCUGUACUCCGAAGAUGACCUCGAGAUGCUCGAAAAACAGGAAACGUACAGCGAUGUUGUUGGCCCGGACCCGUCCGAGGAUUUAGAGGGCAAUUAUGGAUACAAGGACGUCAUGAAGUGA